This is a messenger RNA of Polyodon spathula (Mississippi paddlefish), 4618 nucleotides long. RefSeq names its product integrator complex subunit 3 (gene ints3). Lineage: Eukaryota; Metazoa; Chordata; Actinopteri; Acipenseriformes; Polyodontidae. The transcript is spliced from 27 exons. The annotation marks the transcript as partial. Gene Ontology annotation, cellular component: cytoplasm. The record is from RefSeq and is a predicted model, not a curated record.
GGCUGAGCCCGGGUUUGAAUCCCUGCUGUCCCUUUCAGAGCUACAGGGACCUGACGCUGGUCAACAGGGACGGCAUGAACAUCGUCCUCAUAAAGAUCAACCAGAUUCUCAUGGAGAAGUUCCUCAAGCUGCAAGACACCUGCCGCACACAGCUGGUGUGGCUGGUGAAGGAGCUGGUGAAGAGUGCCGUGCUGGGCGCCGAUGGGGUCUGCAUGACUCUCAUGAAGCAGAUAGCAGGAGGUGACGUGUCUCCGAAGAAUAUCUGGUUAGCUGAAAAUGUCCUCGAUAUUUUAGUGGAGCAGAGGGAGUGGGUGCUGAAGAGCGGGAUGCUGGUUGCCAUGGCGGUGUACACCUACCUGCGCCUCAUCGUGGAUCACUGCACCCCCCAGCACCAAACACUGCGGCAGAAAGAGGUGGACUUCUGUGUGGGGCUGCUGAGAGAGAGGUUCAUGGACUGCUAUAUCAUUGGCAGGGACCUGGUGCGGCUUCUGCAAAACGUGGCCCGGAUCCCAGAGAUGGAUUUACUGUGGAGAGACUUGCUGCACAACCCCCAGGCACUCAGCCCGCAGUUCACAGGUAUCCUGCAGCUGCUUACCUCUCGAACCUCGCGGAAGUUCCUGGCGUGUCGUCUGACCCCCGACAUGGAGACAAAGCUGCUGUUCAUGACCUCGCGGGUCCGGUUCGGGCAGCAGAAGCGGUACCAGGACUGGUUCCAGCGGCAGUACCUGUCGACCCCGGACAGCCAGUCCCUGCGCUGUGAUCUGAUUCGCUACAUCUGUGGGGUCGUGCACCCUUCCAACGAAGUGCUGAGCUCCGACAUCCUCCCGCGCUGGGCCAUCAUCGGCUGGCUGCUGACAACCUGUACGUCAAACGUUGCUGCCUCCAAUGCCAAGCUGGCUCUCUUCUACGACUGGCUGUUCUUCAACCCGGAGAAAGACAGCAUCAUGAACAUCGAGCCUGCUAUCCUGGUCAUGCACCACUCCAUGAAGCCACACCCAGCUAUCACCGCCACCCUGCUGGACUUCAUGUGCCGGAUCAUCCCUAAUUUUUUCCCGUCCCUGGAGGGCCACGUGCGGUACGGUGUUUUCAGCUCCCUCACGUUCAUCGUGGAGAAGAGGGUGCUGGCACACCUGGCCCCCCUCUUUGAUAACCCCAAGCUGGACCAGGAGCUGCGAGCCAUGCUGAGGGAGCGGUUCCCCGAGUUCUGCAGCUCCCCCUCGCCCCCCACGGAAGUGAAGAUGGAGGAGUCCGUUGCCAUGGAAAUGGACAAUCACGUGUCCGACAAGGAGGACGGUUGCUAUGACAACACGGAGGCUGCCUUCAGUGAUGAUGAGGAGGAACUGCAAAACAAAGGUAAAAAGAGGGAGUUUCGCUUCCAUCCAGUUAAGGAAGCCAUUAUUGAGGAGCCUGCUGACAUCACGCCCUAUGUGGACCAAUUGGACGAGACCCUGAAGGAGAAAGUUCUGCAGCUUCAGAAAGGAAGUGACACCGAGGCGCAGUGUGAAGUCAUGCAGGAGAUUGUGGAUCUCAUUCUGGAGGAGGACUUUGACUCCGAGCAGAUGUCCACGCUAGCCUCCUGCCUGGCCGAGCUCUUCAAGGGACACUUCAGAGGAGACGUCCUGCCCGACGAGAUCACGGAGGAGUCUCUGGAGGAGUCAGUUGGCAGGCCUGUGUGUUUGAUAUUCAGGAACCUGUGUCAGAUGCAGGAGGACAACAGCGGCUUUAGUGUGCUGCUGGACAUGCUGUCUGAGCUCUAUCAGAAACAGCCCAAGAUCGGUUACCACCUGCUCUACUACCUGAAGGCCAGCAAGGCAGCGGCUGGGAAGAUGCUGCUGUACGAGUCGUUUGCCCAGGCCACAGCGCUGGGGGACCUGCACACCUGCCUCAUGAUGGAUAUGAAGGCGUGCCAGGAGGACGACGUGAGGCUCCUGUGCUACCUGACCCCCUCCAUCUACUCCGAGUUCCCCGAUGAGACGCUGCGCAGCGGAGAGCUCCUUAACAUGAUCGUGGCCGUCAUCGACUCGACACAGCUCCAGGAGCUGAUGUGUCACGUCAUGAUGGGAAACCUGGUGAUGUUCCGCAAGGACUCUGUCCUCAGCAUCCUGAUUCAGAGCCUGGACUGGGAGACAUUUGAGCAGUACAGCACGUGGCAGCUCUUCCUGGCUCACAACAUCCCUCUGGAGACCAUCAUCCCCAUUCUGCAGCAUCUCAAGUACAAAGAACACCCUGAAGCCCUGUCGUGUUUACUGCUUCAACUCAGAAGGGAAAAGCCCAGCGAGGAGAUGGUAAAGAUGGUCUUGAGCCGACCCUGCCACCCUGAAGACCAGUUCACCACCAGUAUACUGCGGCACUGGGCAGCCAAGCACGAGGACCUCCUCUCCGAACACAUCAAAGCACUGCUGAUCAAGAACAACAGCCUGCCGCGCAAACGACAGAGUUUGAGGAGUUCCAGCAGUAAACUGGCCCAGUUGACUCUAGAACAGAUACUGGAGCACCUGGAUAACCUGCGGCACAGCCUGAGCAACACCAAGCAGAGCGUUUUCAGCCAGACCCCGAUCCUGCAGGCGUUGCUGCAUGUCCAGGCAAGCUGUGACGAAGCCCACAAGAUGAGGUUCAGCGACCUGUUUUCAUUGGCCGAGGACUACGAGGACUCCUCGUCCAAGCCGAUCAAGUCGCGGCGCAAGGCAGCCACGUCGAGUCCGCGGAGCCGCAAGGGACCCGCGCAGCCCACGAGCAACGAGGAGGAGACGGGGAGCAGCAGCGCAUCGGAUGAAGAGGACACCAAGCCCAAGGCUUCAAAGAGAAAAAGGAAAGGCUUGACUCCUGUAGGAUCAGAUAGCGACUGAUAAGGACCAGCCCAUUGCCACACCCAGACUCCACCCACCACCACAGAGAGACUGCACCCUAGAGACAGACCUCUCUGGAGCUAGAGACUGACCCCACCCACCACCACAGAGACAGACCCCCAGAGCCAGACCCCUCUGGAGCUAGAGACUGACUCCACCCACCACCAGAGUGAGCCUGCCCCCUAGAGCCAGACCCCUCUGGAGCUAGAGACUGACUCCACCCACCACCAGAGUGAGCCUGCCCCCUAGAGCCAGACCCCUCUGGAGCUAGAGACUGACUCCACCCACCACCAGAGUGAGCCUGCCCCCCAGAGCCAGACCCCUCUGGAGCUAGAGACUGACUCCACCCACCACCACAGAGAGACUGCCCCCCAGAGCCAGACCCCUCUGGAGCUAGAGACUGACUCCACCCACCACCACAGAGAGACUGCCCCCCAGAGCCAGACCCCUCCCACCCUGGAGCAGAGCCAGUAAAACUCCACCCACCGCAUCUGUACAGACAGGGACAGCAGUGUGAGGUGUGCCUGCCUAGGGGUGGAGCAUCGCUAGAGUCCUCCCACUCUCGACCUAGGCCACUACCACAGUGUGUCUCUACAACACACGCCAUGCUCGCUGCCAUUAGUCUAGUGGAAUGAAGCAUCGAAAUACAUAAUGCACAUUUUAGAAGGCAAGGGGUUUCGAACUGAAUUUACCAGGGGGCGCAUUGAAAUUUUGGAUUGGAUUUGCUGGCCAGAAACAUCAACUUUACUGUUACAAUAUUCUUUAUUUUUUGGCAAGUUUUCGAGGAACAUUAAUUGCUGGUAUAAUUCAGCUGUAUUGAACCCAAGCUGGCUCACUACAAGCUUUGCAUGCUCUUUCCUAAGGGUGUUAGAUUAGGGUAUAGUGUGCAAGCAAGCCAGGAAAAAACAAAAUAUAAAUCUAACUCCAAAAAAAAAAAAAGAAUAAGUUGAAACCCCACUGAAAGACUAACCUCUCCAGACAGACCUUCCCUGGAGUCCUGGCGUGGCCCCAGUUCUUUUGGUUCGACACCCCGGCUACAAUAAGGAUUCACUUUCAUUUUGCAGUCUUGCAUGUUAUGGAAGGACAAUAGAGCGUUCAUUCAAGGGAAGCCAGGCAUUGACCUAGAACUUCACCCACGGUAUUGACUCCUCCCAUCAAGGGUGUGGCUUGUGAGGCUCCUCCCACAUCUUGGUUCUUUGUAAUACUGUGGUGAAACAGAGGGGGCAGUAUCAACGAGUUACAAAUACUGGAUCACAAUGACAGACAGAUUGACUUUUUGUGGUGGGUGCGUACCAGAGGAAGAGACCUCAGAUUGUUUGAACUGUUGCAACAAUGAUAAAAAUGCCCAGAACUUUUUAAACGAAGCUUCUUUUUACCGGCAUAUUUUCAUAUAAAACUAAAAACGAGGGUGAAAGAAAAGCCUCUAAGUAAACGUUAUCCUGUGACUGGAACUACAGAGACACGGUUCGGAAGAAGGUGACGACUGCAGUUCUUCUGGGUGUGUUCGAGCACGUCUUCAUCAUCAUGCCUUUUUACUGCGGAGACGGGCUUGUUUUGGGGUUUUCAGAUUGUCUGCUCCGAGCUGUACCUCUGUGAACGGACUCGUGUCACGGAUUCACAAUCCAGCAUGGAUCCCCACAGAGAGACUGAUGCGACACCGCCCACACACAGCAAGGGGGCGCUGCAUGCAAACCACGCAGUCUUGCUUUUAGAUGACUGCUUUUAACCAGACUUUCUGAUGCUCUUGUAUGUUUACUUUUUUUUUUUUUUUU